GAACUUCGAGCGAGAGUACUUCGCUGUGUGACAUCACUACGAUUGUUUAGGCCGAUAGUCAUCAUUGUCUUACUGUACAAUUAGUGUUAAUAUUUUAUUAUACUUACUAUAUUUGAUAGGCGUAGUAAAGACUGAGCAGGGUAGAAUAAUUUAAUUUUUAAAUUUUAUAUAAUUAUUAGGAAUAAAGUCUAGAAUAUAAUGGCAAACUUUAUUGCUUUACCAUUAAAGAAAACAUCUGAAGUAGACUUAGUUCAACCUUUGAAAAACGUUAUAGCGUCUUACUUUAGCACGGCCGAUGAGCCAGUUGAUUGUAAUGAAGCAUUGAAAGAAUUAAAUAAACUCCGUAUGAAUUCUACAUGGAGAACGCUGGACAAAAAUGAAAACUCGUUGCAAAUAAUGUGCAGAUACUAUGAUCAGAUAACUGCUCUUGAUGGAAAGAUCACACCCUCGGAUAUCCAAAUCCCUUUUCGAUGGAAGGAUGCCUUUGACAAAGGAUCUUUUUUUGGUGGAUAUACUAGUCUUACAUUGUCAAAUCUAACUUAUGAGAGAGUGUGUAUUCUCUUUAACAUAGCUGCAAUGCAAAGCCAGAUUGCAGCAAGCCAGGGAAAUGAAUUUUCUAAUGAUGGGGCACUUAAAUCUGCAGCAAAAUACUUCCAACAAGCAUGUGGAAUAUUUCAGCAUCUGAAAAACACAGUUAUGUCCAGCAUUCAGCAGGAACUUACACCAGAUAUUCAACCUGACACUCUUGGAGCUCUUCAAGCUCUCAUGUUAGCAGAAGCACAAGAAAGUUUUUUCCAUAAAGCAGCUGCAGAUAAAAUGAAAGAUGCUAUUAUUGCCAAAGUGGCAUCGCAGUGUGAAGAAUUGUAUGCAGAUGCACUGAAACAGUUACAAAAAGAAUCCUUGAAACAUCUAUGGGAGAAAGACUGGAUAUUAAAUGUAGCAGGAAAACAAGCAGCUUUUCAUGCUGUUGCUGAAUAUCACCAAGCUCUUGUUUGUAAAAGCAAGAAGGAAGUUGGUGAGGAACUAGCAAGACUGCAACAUGCCAGUGAGUUGAUGAAAACUGCAGAAACUCGUGGAGGGACAGCUUUUAAUUUCAGCGAUUAUGUUGGAAGAAUUAACCACUCUUAUCAAGAGACUAAAAAAGAUAAUGAUUUCAUUUAUCAUGCUCGUGUUCCCGACUUAAAAUCAUUGCAACCCAUUGGAAAAGCUGCACUAGCAAAACCAACGCCCUUUUCUGAGAAAUUGAGCUCAAAUUUCCAGGAUUUGUUUAGUGCCCUAAUGCCUGUCCCUGUCACUCAAGCAAUUCAAACUUUUGAUGUUCGAAAAACUGAGAUAGUAAAUCAAGAGAUAGGAAAAAUGAGAGAACAAACUCAAAUUAUGAAUGGUAUUCUAGCUUCUUUAAAUCUUCCAGCUGCCAUUGAAGCUUCAUCUGGCAAUACCCUACCCCAAUCAUUGAAAGAAAAAGCUAAAGCUGUUUCUGAUACUGGUGGGAUCCAAACUAUUUAUAAGUUAAUUGAAGAGCUUCCAACUCUAUUGCAGAGGAAUAAGGACAUACUGAAUGAAUCUGAACAAAUGCUGAAUGAGGAAGAAAUGUCAGAUAAUCACUUACGAAACCAGUUCAAAGAAAGGUGGGCACGUACACCUUCAGAAAAACUUAACCAGCCUCUAAAAACUCAAAUAAGCAAAUAUAGUGAAAUUAUAAAUAAUGCUGUUAAAGCAGAUGCUGUUGUCAAGGAGAAAUUUAAUAAGCACAAGAGUUCUAUUGAGCUUCUCGGUUUAUCAGAGGCUGAAAUUUGUAGCAGGCUAUCAUCUGGUGGUCCAGUAACUGCACUAGAAAACAGCCCAAGUGUUCAAGAACUGAGACGUUUGAUGCAAGAUGUAGAACAAAUAAAAUCUGAAAGAGAAGUGCUUGAAACUGAGUUUAAAAGUACCACUGUAGACAUGAAAGCAAAAUUUAUUGAUGCACUAGCUCAAGAUGAAGCAAUAAAUGAACAGUCAAUUUCUGCAGAAACUCUCAAUGAGUUGUUUGGUCCAUUACAAAAGAGGGUUCGGGAAAAUGUUGAUCAGCAGGAAAAGAUAAUUGCAGAGAUUCAGCAGGUCAACAGCACAUUCUGUCAAGAAAGGCAAAAUGAUCAAACCUCGUGCAAUAGAGAAACAAUUAUGAAGGACUUGGCUGCAGCCUAUGAUGCAUACAUGGAAUUGACCAACAACCUUAAAGAAGGUACCAAGUUCUACAAUGACCUGACACAAUUGCUUGUUAACUUUCAAAACAAGGUUAGUGAUUUUUGUUUUGCACGUAAAACAGAACGAGAUGAACUGUGUAGGGAACUUCAACAGAGUAUUGCCAACAAACCAGUCGAAUCAGCCCCUUCGCUACCCACCCAUCAUUCUUCUGAAAGGAAGGAACUACCAGCAAGACCACCACCUCCACAGGCCUCACCUCAAAAUUCAUUUAUACCUGUUUCAGCUCCAUAUCCUGUUCAGGGUAACGUGCCACAGCCACAAGCUCCAUCUUGUAUGCCUUAUCCACAGUACCCACACUAUCCUGGUUAUGCAACAGUUCCUAUGCCUGGAGGUUACAAUCCUUACAGCUAUGGUCAACAACCUGGUAUGGCCCCUGCCUAUCCACCAGCUCCAACUAGUUACCCACCCUUUGGUCAAUAUCCAAGUUAUCCCCCAUACUCUGGAAGUUAUCCAUAUCCCAACCAGCCCUGGAAUCCACAGAGAUAAAGAAUUAGUCGAUAAUUCGAAGUUUGCAGAAACGUUCAAUCCUAAAAAUGUACGUAAAUCACAAACAUUCUGAAGACCAGAAGAGUUUGCAUCAUUAUUGUUUUUAAGAUAACAAUGUAAUAUUUUAAUAGUAUUUCUAUUGAUUUUUUUGUCGUAUUAUGAUUUUGCUCAGUAAAGAAAUUAACUUUCUUUUUAUCUAUUUAGAGUUUUAUUUUUGUUUAAUUCUUGUAAACGAUCAGUUAUUUACAG
Molecule: messenger RNA, 2979 nt
Organism: Limulus polyphemus (Atlantic horseshoe crab)
Lineage: Eukaryota; Metazoa; Arthropoda; Merostomata; Xiphosura; Limulidae
Product: programmed cell death 6-interacting protein-like
Exons: 2
Coding region: 199-2730 (843 amino acids)
Biological process (GO): mitotic cytokinesis
Cellular component (GO): endosome
Molecular function (GO): protein binding
Source: RefSeq, a predicted model, not a curated record